ACAAGGAAUUCAUGUGACUGACGUAACAAAUGCUUCCAGGACCAUGUUGAUGAACCUCGAGACGUUAGAUUGGGAUGAAAGCAUGUGUCAGUUCUUCGGUGUAAAUAAAAAGAUGUUGCCUAAGAUCUGCAGCAGUGCAGAGAUAUACGGGCACAUCAGGCACGGUGCGAUGAAAGGGAAACCUAUUGCAGGCUGUCUGGGUGACCAACAGGCUGCACUCUUUGGACAGCAUUGCUUCCAGCGAGGCGAGGCUAAGUGUACCUAUGGGACUGGGUGUUUUAUGCUGUCCAAUACUGGCACUGACAUUGUCCAGUCCCAGCACGGACUCUUAACCACCGUUGCAUACAAGGUUGGUUCUGGUCCAGCAAUAUAUGCCUUGGAAGGAGCUGUAGCUAUUGGGGGAGAAGUAGUGCGGUGGCUGAGGGAUAACUUGAAGAUCAUCUCCAGCAGCAGCGAGGUGGAGCAACUCAGUGGAACUGUUGACAGUACACAUGACCUCUACUUUGUACCUGCUUUCAGUGGUCUCUAUGCUCCUUACUGGGACCCCACUGCUAGAGGCCUCAUUAUUGGAAUUACUGCCUACACUAAUAAUGCUCACAUUGCCAGGGCUGCUCUUGAGGCUGUGUGCUUCCAGGUGUGUGAAAUUCUUGAGUCCAUGGACGCAGAUAGUGGCAUCAAACUUCAGUGCCUGAGAACUGAUGGUGGUAUGACAAAGAAUAAGCAGUUCUUGGGAAUGCAAGCUGACAUUCUUGGGAUUUCUGUGGAAUGCCGUGCAGAAUCUGCAGAAGCAACAGCUAUGGGUGCAGGAAUGGCUGCUGCAAUGGCACUAGGAAUUUGGAAUGUUGAAAAGCUGCCUGGAGAGGCACUCACUUACAAUCCUGACAUGGGAGACAAGGAAAGGGAGCAGAAGUUAGCCAAGUGGAAGGAUGCUGUGCAGAGGUCCAGAAAUUGGGUGGGAUAACUUAGCUUAGGAAACUUAGGAAUUUGUUUGGAUAUUUAUCUUAUGAUUUUUUGAUUUAACAUACGAAAAAAUUGUAUAAUUAUGUUUACGUAAUUAGCUUAGAAAAUAGUAUUUUUUGCAUGUUGUAAUCUUUUUAAUGUUUUUGUGAAAGUUGAAGUUUGUAUUCUCAAGUUUUUUUUAGCUGUUCGAUAUGUAUCAUAAUAUGAAGUAACAAGGUCCUUUUCAAGUUUUUGCGAGAGUUGAAGUUUGUAUUCUAAAGUUUUUUAGCUGUUCGAUAUUUAACAUAUGAAGUAACCAGAUCUUAAAACGAACCACAAAACUACGAAUUCAACUUGAAUAAAAAACAGCUAUAGGAUGGCAAAUGUAUGCCAGCUGUUCCAUCUUCAUUCUUCAGAUUUUGUAAAAAUUUGGAAUUCAGGUUCAUAUAUUCAGUACGUAAAAGUGAUUCCAAAAACUUCAGUUUACUAAUUAUUGAAUCAAAAUAGUUUCAGUUUGUCUAAGAAAGUUUGAUCAAACAA
This is a messenger RNA of Bolinopsis microptera, 1479 nucleotides long. RefSeq names its product glycerol kinase 3-like. Gene Ontology annotation, biological process: glycerol metabolic process; phosphorylation; glycerol-3-phosphate biosynthetic process. Bases 44 to 961 code for a protein of 305 amino acids. NCBI's taxonomy places the organism in Eukaryota, Metazoa, Ctenophora, Tentaculata, Lobata, Bolinopsidae. The transcript has a single exon. Gene Ontology annotation, cellular component: mitochondrion. Gene Ontology annotation, molecular function: glycerol kinase activity. The record is from RefSeq and is a predicted model, not a curated record.